CCUUCAUAUAAACCGGUGACAAAGUGGCGAGCAGCGGCCCCCGGGCAGCAGAGAUCACAGCACAGAGGGAGACAGAGAGAGGAGGAGACCGGAGCACCGAGCACCGCGUACAGACGCUGCAUCCACAGCAACACACCGGGGAGCCACCGAGAAAACACACGCACAGCAACAGCAAAGCAUUCACCGCUUGUUUUGUUUUUAAAAAAAAACAAACAGAAGGAACUAAUCCGAACGAAGCAUCUUUUAUCCCACCGACAGACCUGUUUGUGGCUGUAGAGAUGGGUGUCACCUCUCGCUCUCUGCUAUUGGUUUGCGCAUGUUUGGCGGCUGCGCUGAUUGGUGGAGCACGCCCGGAGGGGGUGUGUCUUCGGGACGGAAAGCACAAGGCCACGCCCAGCCCGGAGCCACACCUGAGGGAGUGCGCGCUGUACGCCGACAAUAGCUGCUGCACAGAAGAAGACAUCGAAGACAUCUCCCAUGUUCCCUCUGUUAUCAACAAGAACGAACCCUGGGACAAGUGUGGGCCUCUCAGCCCUGUGUGUGAAGGCUUCCUGAAGCGCGUGUCGUGUUUUUACCGCUGCUCCCCUGAUGCCGCGCGCUGGCCUCAUCCCCACCGCCGCUCAUACAUCCAGGCUGUGCCGCUCUGCCACAGCUUCUGCCGUGAUUGGUUUGAUGCAUGCAGGAUGGACUUGACGUGUGCUCGUAACUGGGCCAGAGACCCCAGGGGACAGAACUGCACUGGAACCUGUGUUCAGUAUCAGCAGAUGUACCAGCAUGGCCGGGAUCUUUGCGAGAGCCUGUGGGGUGACGCCUUCAUGACAGUGGAGGAUGAGCCAGAGGAGGUGGGAGAGCCUGGAGAAGCUGGUGACAGCGGUCACCCCUGCGGCUGCCUGACCCUCAGUCCCUCAGACAAGGAUGUGAUCGCUGCCCUCAGGGCCCAGCAGGAUGACCCGGAGGAACUGGAUACCACCAAGACUGGCCUGCCUCAGUACCGCGCCCCUUGCCAGACCAAGCUGCCCCUGCAGGCCAGGAGCGGUAGGAAGGGGAACUCUGUGCUGCGUAAGCGUUCGGUCAUUGUGGACGACGGGGAGGGGAGCGGGAGCGGCUUGUAGAGAGGAAUGAUAGAUCAAAAUAUAUUUAGAGGUAAUUGUCUAGAUCCUAAAUUUAUCUUUUGAAAUUGAGUUGUAACCUUGCUCCUCUAACUAACCUUACAACACAAACCUAAGCUCUCAUUAUCAGUAUCAUCACAUUUCACAUAUAAUCUCUAUGGUUUUAAAUGUAUCUGGUUUAAGGUGUCACCUGGUCAGUUAUUUGUUUGAACAACCUAAACAGCCAGGAUUUUAAAAAAUAAUUACUAUUUAAGACGCCACAGCUGAACUGGCAUUUAAAGACAAAACCCUGAAUUCUGUAAAGGCACUGACUUCAAUAAAACUCUCCUAAUAUAUUGCUAAUAUCCCAUAAUGGCUGCACUAAUGUUUUGCUGCCAGCCAACAAGAUGAAGAUUUAUUUGCUUUGUAUGGCUCAGUAAAACACAUCAUUCCACAUUUUCCGGAGUGUUAAGUCUUGCACAUGGGAGAUGUUAAGUCCUGUUUGUGCUUAUGCAUGAAUUAAACAUGUCAUCAUUAACCAGAGGACUAUUCAUGUCAGUAUUGUAAACAUGAUAUACCUGCACCAGUACUUCACUACCCUGCUUCUCUUUUCAAUCAUCUAGGUGACUUUAAUCUGUGCAUUAGUCCAUUAUAGUUACAUGCAGAACUUGCUGUUGUGAUGCUGUACCGUGCAGUCUGCUUGUCAUGAGGUGUAUGAUAGUGGAGAAGGUCACGCCAAGUAAUGAUAAAUAAUGAAUGUAACUUAGGCUUUCUAACAGAGACUACUAAAGCAUCUGGUAUGAUAAUAAGACUGGAGGAGUAUGCCUAAUACCUGAGGGAAGGUUUAAUAUUCAGAAACUAAAUCUGCCUACCAGCCAGAGUAAAUCUGCCGAGGCAGCAUUCAUACCAGAUAAGGCUGUUCUGGUAGUUUGAUCACCAAUGUACUGUGGGUGUUUCUUUUAUAAUUACAUCAUGUAUGUCUAGAGGGAGGCACUGUUAGAUGUAAAUGUUUUAUAAAAAGGGAAACUGACUCGUCUGAUUUAUGGUAGGCUUGCUGAAAUGGGUGUUGCUGUGCUUUUCUUUACGUUCUCAAUAAAGAAAACAUUUCUAAAUGUCA
Molecule: messenger RNA, 2205 nt
Organism: Thunnus maccoyii (southern bluefin tuna)
Lineage: Eukaryota; Metazoa; Chordata; Actinopteri; Scombriformes; Scombridae
Gene: rtbdn
Product: retbindin
Exons: 6
Coding region: 279-1112 (277 amino acids)
Cellular component (GO): external side of plasma membrane
Molecular function (GO): signaling receptor activity; riboflavin transmembrane transporter activity; riboflavin binding
Source: RefSeq, a predicted model, not a curated record